This is a messenger RNA of Brettanomyces bruxellensis, 2559 nucleotides long. RefSeq lists its product as uncharacterized. Gene Ontology annotation, biological process: transmembrane transport. Gene Ontology annotation, cellular component: membrane. The coding region runs from base 1 to 2559 and encodes 852 amino acids. Gene Ontology annotation, molecular function: secondary active sulfate transmembrane transporter activity. Lineage: Eukaryota; Fungi; Ascomycota; Pichiomycetes; Pichiales; Pichiaceae. The record is from RefSeq and is a predicted model, not a curated record. The transcript has a single exon.
AUGCCAACCGGAGGUGCCAGUAUCAAGAAAACAGGCACUACGGAAGUUAUUACCGAGAGGUUGCAGGGAAGUGACUAUGAUGGUGCAAGUAGUCGUUCUUCCGCCGGUUCGAUCGGCAAAGAGCAGAAAACUUACAUUAACGGGCUCCCAAAGUACGAUUUGACCGUUUCUUCCGAGGAACAGCAUGUGAAGGUGGGGGACUACCACCAAAAAGUGAUCACUGUGAAAGAUUACUUUAAGAACGUGUCUUCGCAUCCCGGAAAGAAGGCCAAGAGGUAUGUGAAGUCGCUUUUUCCGAUUGCCGGAUGGAUCGCACACUAUCCGUUCAUGCCCUCGUGGAUAUACAGCGACUUUGUGGCCGGACUAACCGUGGGAAUUGUGCUUGUUCCCCAGGGAAUGUCGUACGCACAGCUUGCCGGUUUGAGCCCGGAGUACGGCUUGUACUCAUCAUUCAUCGGCCUCCUCAUGUAUUCGAUUUUUGCAACCAGUAAGGAUGUUUCCAUCGGCCCGGUUGCAGUCAUGAGUAUGGAGGUGGGAAAGAUCAUUACACGGAUGCAGAGCAAGUACGGUGAUAAGUACACGGGCCCGGAAAUUGCAACCACCUUGGCACUUCUCUGUGGUGCGAUCACGUUUGCAAUCGGCGUUCUCCGGCUUGGAUUCAUCGUUGAACUCAUCCCCUUGCCAGCAGUGUUGGCCUUCAUGGGAGGAUCGGCCUUCAGCAUCAUUGUUGGCCAGGUUCCAGGGCUCAUGGGCUUCAACAAGCACGUCAACACUAGGGAGGCCGCCUACAAGGUGGUGAUCAACACUUUGAAGAACUUGCACCGGACCAAGGUGGAUGCAGCGUUCGGCUUGGUGUGUCUCUUCAUUCUUUACGCAUGGAGGUACCUCGCAGCUAGGCUCUACCGGAGAUACCCGAAGAACAAGUUCUACUUCUACUUGCAGCAUGUCAGAGCAGCCAUUGUGAUCAUCUUUGCCACGCUCAUCUCGUACUUAGUGAUCCGCCACAGGCCAACCACGGAAAAAACACCAUUCAGUGUCAUCGGCAAGAUCCACUCGGGUCUCCAGGAUGUUGAAAUGUUCCACCCACCGGCCGGAUUGGCGGCAGAUCUUGCUUCCAACCUCCCGGUUGCAACCAUUGUGCUCGUCUUGGAGCACAUCUCGAUCGCAAAGUCCUUCGGCCGCAUCAACGACUACAAGAUCAACCCAAAUCAGGAGUUCAUCGCCAUCGGAGUGACCAACUUGGUGGGAACGUUCUUCCACUCGUACCCAGCAACAGGAUCCUUCUCUAGAACUGCCCUCAAGUCCAAGUGCGGUGUCAAGACGCCCUUUUCCGGUAUGUUCGGAGGCGCAUGUGUGCUUUUGGCCAUCUACUGCUUCACCUCUGCCUUCUACUACAUCCCCAAGGCCGCCUUGUGUGCCAUCAUCAUCCAUGCUGUCAGCGACUUGAUUCCCUCCUACAAAGUGACGCUCAACCUCUUCCGGGUCGCACCAAUCGACGGUGCAAUCUUCGUCAUCGGUAUCUUUCUCGCUGUUUUCACCGCCAUAGAGAACGGCAUCUACUUCUGCAUGGCUGCAGCCGCUGCUCACAUUCUAUGGAGGCUCUGCAUCACAAACGGCUCCGUUUUGGGAAGAAUCAAGGUUGUUUCAACGGUCAAUCCGGUGAUAAAGUCUGGAGAUGCCACCUCUUCUCCUCAGGCUGGCUCCAAGCAGCUUGUCUCGCACUUCGAGUGGGUCCCACUACCACAUACUGCCGGAAAUCCAAGCAAGGUCCACACCAGAUACGUCAACAAUGCAGUGGAUGUCGUUCCGCCUCCCCCAGGUGUCGUUGUCUACCGUUUGUCCGAGAGUUUCAUAUAUCCAAACAGCUCUAGGCAGGCGGAUGCCAUUCUGGACGAAGUAAAGCGGGUCACGAGAAACGGAAAGGCCAAUAAAGAGCCCACAUGGAACCAUCCGGGUCCCUUGGUGGUCCGGAAUCCCUUCAAGGGUUCGCUAAAGGCCAUUGGAAAGUUCGCUGCCCGGGCUUCGAGGCGGACUUCUUCCUCACAGGAUGGAAACGAGGCCGAGAUUGAGGAGAAUAAGCGCCAGGAUGGACUCGAAAACGACGAUCCAAGACCAAGACUCCGUGUUUUGCACUUGGACUUCUCGCAGGUCGUCGGAAUAGACGCCACGUCGAUCCAGGCCUUGAUCGACUUGAAGAAGGCCGUGCAGACGUACUGCAACUGCGAGUACGAGAUCCACUUCUCUGGAAUUAUCAACCCCUGGGUCAUCCGGGCUUUGGUGAAUGCCGGAUUCGGUGGCAGCAAGGUGAGCUCGUUCCGGAGGGCAAGUGGUGACAUAGAAUCGGCUGCAGGCAGUGCUGGACACGCGGGAGCCAAUGAUGAUGAACCUGACACCGAUGAUCCUCUGUCUAUCGUGACGGUUGACAACAGACCACAGACUGAUUCCAACCAUAUUGACUAUUUGGACACUGGUGUCAAGUACGACCGCCUAGUGGCUUUGUACGACACCGAUCAUCCUCAUUUCCACUUCAACAUUCCAUCCUACUCGGAGUUUGAGUAG